Lucilia sericata (common green bottle fly) is the source of this 408-nucleotide messenger RNA. RefSeq lists its product as uncharacterized. The record is from RefSeq and is a predicted model, not a curated record. Lineage: Eukaryota; Metazoa; Arthropoda; Insecta; Diptera; Calliphoridae. Bases 1 to 324 code for a protein of 107 amino acids. The transcript has 5 exons.
AUGGUAAACAAAUUUUUAAUAAUAUUUAUCUCUGCCAUUUGCGGUCUGUUAACUGCGUAUGCAACUAAUCCAUUAGUAGGUAAACCAGUAAUACUACCAACUUGUCCAGUACCCACCGAACAGAUUUUGAGAUGUCUGGGAAGAUGGGCCUGUCAACAUGCCAUACGUUUGGAUCUAAGAUGUCUAUUAAAUCUUAACGGAAAUCCUCUUCUUGGUGGCCUUUUAGGAGGUGGUGGAAUAUUAGGUGGAGAAAAUGGAGGUGGUCUUGGAGGUGCUAUUCCUGGUGCUGGUAAUGGGAUUGUCGGCGGUCUCUUAGGGCGUUAGUUUCUCUUCUUACUUCAUUGUAAAGUUAAUAAUAAACAUUAUCAUUACUUAAAGUGCCCUCUGCUAUUGUCAUUGUCAUAUUAA